UUAGCCCACACUACUAAAAGAGAAAAGAAGGAAAAGGAUUGGCCUUUGGUGGGAUUAAAAUGCGGCACUACCCACUAACACAAUUCCUUUUUGUAAAAGAGAGGCGAAAAAAAGGUGUUUGAAUCAAACCAACGAACCAGGCCAAAGGGGCCCUCGCUGCAUUUUCUACAGAGCCGAGAAGGCACCACCACCUAAACACGAACCCAUCAUUGUAACCCAGAAAUUUUCAUUACCCUUGACUACUUGAGACCUACUUCACAGUUCACACCCAUGUAAUUCCCAGAAUAUAUCUUUUCUUAAUCUUCUUUCUGGGUCGAUUCAAUCAUCCUUUAGAAUUGGAAUUGAAUAAGUUUUAAACGUUGAUCAACUACCACCACUACCGCAAUGCUCACAUUAUCGUUUAAUCACUAGAUAUACAGAACCCAAUUCAUUUGAAGGAAAUUUCUUUUUGUUUUACUUCUUUUAUGUGUGGUCAGUCGUGGAAUGUUUUUUAGUUUCUCUGAAAGACUGAAUGAGUUGAAGAAACUUAGAAUGGUGAUGGGUUUUUGGUGAGGUUGUGGCUGCAACUUUCUGCUUCGGAAUUUGAUUUCAUGGGGAACUGCUGUUCUAUGUGGCAACCGUCGGGUUACAAAGUAUCUUCUAAUGCAAAGACAGAUUCCCCCAAAAGCGAGAACUCAUCCACCAAAGUAAGAAAGGAGUUUACUAAGUUGCCAUCAAAUCCUGAAGAAGUAGAGGACCUUCGUCGGGAUUCAGCCACAAAUCCCCUGAUUGCUUUUACUUACAAUGAGCUAAAGAUAAUUACAGAUAAUUUCAGGCAGGAUUAUGUGUUGGGUGGAGGAGGAUUUGGAAGUGUUUAUAAGGGGUUCAUUACUGAUGAUUUAAGGGAGGGGCUUAAACCUCUUCAAGUAGCUGUAAAGGUUCAUGAUGGGGAUAACAGUCACCAGGGCCACAGGGAAUGGCUGGCAGAGGUUAUAUUUCUUGGACAACUUUCUCAUCCAAAUUUGGUGAAACUUGUUGGCUACUGCUGCGAAGAUGACUAUAGGGUACUGAUUUAUGAGUAUAUGGCUCGGGGCAGCGUGGAAAAGAAUCUUUUUUCAAGAGUUUUACUUCCUCUACCUUGGGCUAUCAGAAUGAAGAUUGCAUUUGGUGCUGCAAAAGGACUUGCAUUUCUCCAUGAAGCUGAGAAACCAGUUAUUUAUCGUGAUUUCAAGACUUCUAAUAUUUUGCUAGACCAGGACUACAAUGCCAAGCUUUCGGACUUUGGCCUUGCAAAAGACGGACCAGUGGGUGACAAAACUCAUGUAUCUACACGCAUUAUGGGGACUUAUGGAUAUGCAGCUCCAGAGUAUAUAAUGACAGGCCAUCUGACUCCUAGAAGUGAUGUUUACAGCUUCGGCAUUGUUCUUCUAGAGCUUCUUACUGGCAGAAAAUCCUUAGAUAAGUCCAGACCAGCUCGAGAGCAAAAUCUGGCUGAUUGGGCCCUCCCUCUGCUCGGUGAGAAGAAGAAAGUUCUCAACAUUAUAGACCCAAGAUUAGAUGGAGAGUAUCCAGUCAAAGCCAUCCACAAAGCGGCCAAGCUUUCUUAUCACUGUCUGAACCGAAACCCAAAGGCAAGGCCCUUGAUGAGAGAUAUAGUGGAUUCUCUGGAGCCUCUCCAGGUUUCUGCUGAGGUACCAAGUGCUCCUCCUCCUCCAACUUUUAUCAAUGGAUCCCCAGUUGUACAGCCUAAAUGAAAAGAAGAUUCCUUUCUGCAAAUGACAUGGUUUCCAGUUGUCCUAAGCUUCUUCAUUAGUAAUAUGUUUCCUUUGCAGGGUAAUAUGUUUCCUUUGCAGUGUUCAUAUAUACAGAGAGAUGGGGCUCCUUUUUAGCAUAUUCUUCAUAUGCAGGGUGGUUUAUACUCAUUUUAGAAGAAUUUACAGAUCCUUCUAACCUGAAAAUCAAUUUAUCGAUUC
Macadamia integrifolia is the source of this 1952-nucleotide messenger RNA. RefSeq names its product probable serine/threonine-protein kinase PBL16. Bases 591 to 1733 code for a protein of 380 amino acids. Gene Ontology annotation, biological process: protein phosphorylation. The record is from RefSeq and is a predicted model, not a curated record. NCBI's taxonomy places the organism in Eukaryota, Viridiplantae, Streptophyta, Magnoliopsida, Proteales, Proteaceae. The transcript is spliced from 6 exons. Gene Ontology annotation, molecular function: protein kinase activity; ATP binding.